Molecule: messenger RNA, 3781 nt
Organism: Bicyclus anynana (squinting bush brown)
Lineage: Eukaryota; Metazoa; Arthropoda; Insecta; Lepidoptera; Nymphalidae
Gene: Cb10
Product: nuclear pore complex protein DDB_G0274915
Exons: 3
Coding region: 63-3548 (1161 amino acids)
Source: RefSeq, a predicted model, not a curated record
AUCGCUUUAUAAAGGCUGUCAGUAGAAUAACAAUAACAUUGUGACCGGCAAGCUUCGUUGUGAUGGAGCUCUCGGGUGUAAUUGUGUUAGCCCUGGCUGGCUAUGUGACAUGCACGCCUUACGGAUAUGGUGUAAAAAGCGGUGCAUUAGCGAAAGCUGACGCGGCCGCUGGAUCCGGUGCAUUCGGAGUUUUACCUGCUGUACCCCUCAGUAUUCCAAGUGGGAACGGAUUUUCUGGAAGUUUUUCCAAGUCAUCAUCAUCUAGUUUUGCUUCAUCGAGCUCAAGCUCAAGUUCCAGUUCAAGUUCGUUCAGUUUCGGCGGUUCUACCGCUGGUGGAAUAGCAGGAAAUAGUAUACCAUCAACGUUACACGGUUCGCCUGGAGUUCAAAAUGGCUUCGGAGGCAGUGGAUCCACUGCGUCAGCUGCUGCUGAUGCAAAAGCCUUUGCCGGAUCUUCAGCACUCUCUUAUAAUGUCGGCGGUUUGCCUUGUGCGGGAAAUAACUGCAAUAUUGGCACUAUAAACAAUAAAUGCUCUUCGAGUGGUUGCGGAUUGACUGGCCAACAACACAGUGGACUCGAUCACAAAAAUUGCUUAUCUGGACAAUGUCAGCCAUCUUCAGUUUUACCGACCCACGAUAGAGCAGACUUACAAACAGCAAUUUCUCCGUCAAUCCAACAAGAAACGGACUUAAAUGAUUUUGAAGUUAAUAUUGGAGGGAAAACAAAAUCUACGAAUAAUUUAAGUGGCCAUGCAUCUGUUUUGGAUAAAAAUGGAUACCAAAAUUCUAAGAAAGACUGCUCCUAUGGGAAAUGUGGAACAAUUACUCAUGAUUCAUCUGCUAUACCUACCACAUCGACCCACUAUAACGAAAACCCCUCAUCUAGAAAUUGUAAUUCCAAUUCUGGAUGUGAUACUUUUAUCCCUCUGGGACCCUCAGAUAGUUCCGUUUUAACGAAUACUCAACAACCUGCUACUCAUUUAACUACUCCUAAUAGUGGACCCGCAUGUUCUACCCACGAUUGCAAACCUGCUUUGACCAAUCCUGAUUUAAAUAAUGGCAAACCAUCAAGCUAUCAUGUACCUAUACUUGGUUCAAACAACGGUGAACUCACGCCUAAUUAUAAAAGUAAUACCAAUCCCACACCCUUAUAUAAUUUACCAUCUGGUACACCAUCAAAACCUGAUAUUACGCACAAAAUCCCCAGUUACUCUGAUGGAAUUUAUUCCUCUCAGUUACCAAGUAGCUCCGCUGGAUCUCCGGGUUGUAAUGGGCCAAAUUGCAAUUCAUUAAAUGUUCCAUCUCACCAAGUCCCGAGUACAUUAUCAUGUAGCAGUCCUAAUUGUGGUGGUAUCCCUAUUGAUUCAACGCACAGCUUACAGGGUGCUUCCUCACAAUCAGCUACGUUUGGUGCAUCAGGAUCAAAUGUAAAGCAAGAGAGUGUUUCUGGUCACUACAAUCAAAAUGCUGGUGGAUUAAUAAAGCAAAAUUACCCAGCUCCACAUACAUCUUUAGAAACACCAAAAACAAAUACCAACAUUUCACCUGGUCAAAACACCAAUAUUUCACCCAGUCAAAAUAUUCCAGGAUAUACAGGAGGAUUUGGAACACCUACUGGGUCAAUUGAUGCUAACUCUGCACAUGCACAACAAACCAAUGGAUUCGAGAAAACGAUUACUUCGACACAUGAUUCAAAUUAUCAAAAACCGGUCCCAAGUGGGGUAUAUUCUAGUCAAGAUAAACCUUCGUACACUGGUGGUUUUGGGGGUUCACCAGGGACAUUCGAGACAAAUACCGCCGCUCUCCUACAUAAUCCAUCUAAGUCAACCAACGGACAACCAUUGUCUAGUUCAAUCACGACGCCACAUAAUAUUGGAAUAUCGGGCAUUACUGGCCAUGAUUCUUUUGGCUUACCAAAACCAGGUUCAAGUAUACCUACUAGUCAAAAUUCACCUAAUUACGGCUCAGAUGGAUUCGGAACACCUACGGGUUUAGCUGACAUCAAUUCUGGUGUAGGCCCUCAUAAUAAACCACACAAUGCUGAAGGAGCUUCUGUUCCUGGAUCACACGGAACCUUUGACAUAAAACCAGCUACAGCUACGAGUGGUAUAUAUCCUACUAAAGACAAACCUUCGUACACUGGUGGUUUUGGGGGUUCACCAGGGACAUUCGAGACAAAUACCGCCGCUCUCCUACAUAAUCCAUCUAAGUCAACCAACGGACAACCAUUGUCUAGUUCAAACACUACGCCACAUAAUACUGGAAUAUCGGCCAGUACUGGUCAUGAUUCUUUUGGCUUACCAAAGCCAGAUUCAAGUUUACCUACUAAUCAAAAUUCUCCUAGUUACGCCUCAAGUGUAUUCGGAACACCUUCUGGUUCCGCUGAUAUCAAUUCUGGUGUAGGCCCAUAUAAUAAACCACACAGUUUUGGAGGAGCAUCUGUUCCUGGAUCACAUGGAACCUUUGACAUUAAACCAGCUACUGCUACGACACCGUCUGGCCAGAAAACGCCUAUAUAUACUGGUGGUUUUGGUGGAUCACCGGGUACAUUCGACACUAGUUCUAAAAUAGGCACACAUAUUGAAUCAAAACCCGUGCAUGAUAAAAUACCUUCUGUUUCUCAUACUGCAUCAUCUAAUCAUGAUCAUGCAGGUUCAGCAGCCACAGCAGCAGGCACUGGAUCAUAUAACUUUCACAUCACACAAAAACCAAGUGAAAGUUCCAUUAAUAUUAAUACUGGACAUUUGACAGGAGAAAAGGGUACAAUUAGUCCUGGAUUACCUAAACCUGUUGACGAAAAAGAAAAGUCUCCAUAUUUGGGUGGAUUUGGUGGUACAUCCGGAAUACUAAAACCAAAUGAGUAUAGUGUAUCGUCUAGUCUCCCUACAACACCUAUAGGCCCUGCCUGUAAUACUGGAGGUUGCAGUUCUACAACUGGUCACAAUUUGCAUCAUGGAAAGGAAACUAUACAAUCAAAUGUAGCAUCUAGUGAUGCUAGUGCAUCGGCAAAUGCAAAAUCAGUAGCUUAUUCAGGAAGUUUCGGUGGCCCACCAGGAUUAUUCAAACCAUUUGAUAAUAAGGAAUCCAUCAAUGGACAAGCUGAAUAUACUGGAAAAGUUAUAUCUGGACAAAACGACCAGGCUAAAAGUGCAGUGAAUUCGGAAUAUGGCACACAUUUGGCGAAAGACAAUAAAUAUAACAAUGUGAAUAAAGUGCCAUCUGAUUUAAUAAACACGGCUAACGCUGGAGCUAAUGCUAAUUCGGUAGCUUUUGCUAGUUCAAGUGCAUUUGGCGCAAACCAAGGUCUCGGUACAUCUGGCUGCAAUUCUGGUUGUGGAUCAAAUUAUGAUUCUGGAUCUGGAGGCAUUUCCGGUAGCCUAGGCUCAUCAAAAGCAGGUGUAGGUGGACACAACAAUCUCCUUAGUAGUAUAGCCUCUAGUCUUGCGGGUGCUACCGCUGGAUCCUUUGGAGCCGGAAGAAGCUUUGCCAGUUCUUCAGCUCAUGCAUCUGCGGGUGCUGCAGUUAAAGGAGGGUACGGAAGACGAUAAGAUCACUCAUCUGCAUACCUGCAACCACCUUCUCUUGGAAUAUCGUAGAAGAGGAAAAUCGUUGCUUAUUUGUCGAUCCCAUUCUGAUGUAACACCGAAACAAGACUUAUUUUAUAAGGCAAUGUGAUAAAUUCUUUUGUAAGAUAGUUAGAUAAAUAAUAAGUUUUUACAAUACGUUUUUACAAUACUUUAAAGUAAAUUUUAUAAAAUAUAAAUUAUUUUAUAUUAAUUUA